AUGUGACUGCCUCUGUUUCUGCGACGGACGGUCUACGCUCCUCAUUCCAGCAGCUUCUUGUGAGCAGAGCAGCCGUUUUACUCUGAUUUUCUUUUCCAGAUUUUCAGACACCAGUCGCUGUCUGCUGAUUGGUCCCGUGAAUCAUGGAGGCCGUCGCCGUCAGAAUGUUGCAAGCCGCAGGAGCGGCAGGCCCGUGCCACGUGUCGCUUCGGAGAAAUGCGAUUCAACCAGAGAAGCAGGCCAAGGCGAAUUGCUGCGGAUUCAGAAGAUCCGGCGGCAUCGCCUCUCUCUCCGCCGUCCAUAGACCCGCCAUCUCCCGCGAGCGACGAUUCACGGUCACCGCCACGUCAUCCGGCUCGACAUCCACGUCAGCAGCCGACCAGCAACAACAAGAAUCCACGACAUCCGCCGCCAAGAAGCCCGCGUUCGAGGACGUGCCGGCCGACCUCCCCGCAGAGGAAUCAGCCGCCGACGAGGAAGACGUGGGAGAGGUGGAGAAGAUUCUCGGAAGCCGCGUGGCGGAGGGCGGGGUGACGCAGUACCUGAUCGAGUGGAAGGACGACCACCCCGACAGCUGGGAGCCGCGCGAAAACGUCGCAGCGGACCUGGUGGCGGCGUUCGAGGAGCCGUGGUGGACUGCGGUGCGGCGCGGCGACGAGGCGAAGGUGCAGGAGCUGCUGGGGGAGGGCAGAGACGUGAACGCCGUCGACGGGAACGGGCGGUCCGCGCUGCUGUUCGCGGCGGGCCUUGGAAACGAAAAGAUGGUGCGCGCGCUGCUAGCGGAGGGCGCGGACGUUGCGUGGCAGGACAAGGAGGGCUACAGCGCGCUGCACAUCGCUGCGGGCUACGUGCAUUCCACCAUAGUGCGCGCUCUGCUGGACCACGGGGCGGACCCAGAGCAGGAGGACAAGCAGCAGAGGUCGCCCCUCAUCCUGGCGCAGCAGCUGCUCAAGGCUAAUCCCCCUAAUAACCCUGCCGCUUUCGCUCGCCGCCUCGCUUUGGACAACGUGGUGAAGAUGCUGGACGAGGCAGUGUUUGAGGAGUCCGAGGUGGACCAGAUCCUCGACAAGCGCCUUGGGGAGGACGGUGUUGUGGAGUACUUAGUUCAGUGGCAGGAUGACUCGGAGGACAGCUGGGAGCCGGCGGAGAACAUCGGCGAGGACUUAGUUAAGGACUUUGAGGAGGGGCUGGAGUAUGGCGUGGCGGAGAAGAUUCUUGAGAAGCGGGUGGUUGGGGCGGCGCAGGGCGGUGGGGAGGGCAUGGUGGAGUACUUAGUUAAGUGGCAGGACUCGGACGAGAACACGUGGGAGCCGGAGGGGAAUGUGGCACCGGAGGUGAUUGCGGAGUUUGAGGGGGUGAGUGUGGAGGAGGUGGAGGCACGGGUAGGGAAGGAGGGAGGGAAGUAGAGAAGGGAGGGAAGUAGGAGAGGAGGAUCCAGUAUCUGACAAGUUGUCUCGACAGGCAUGCACUGCACGCGUCAGCAGGGCGUCAUGCUUUGAGAAUGCCCUUGUUAUUCGAAUCACACCAUUUCGAUGCAUUCUGGUGCUGUAACGCCAUGGUAGCUGAUGAUACACAGCACAUGCAAGCACGGCUGCCCUGAGAAGCUUGAGCAGUAGUAGUCUUUUGGCAGUCUGCUUUUGACACUACUGUAGAUGAAUUGGAAGAGAACCUCUUAGAGCGUGUUCCUACAAGGAUCUUCCCAGGCAACCUCUUCCCAGACUCACGCGCGACAGUGAGCGGGUUCCGUCAUAUUUGCUUUCCAGCGCUCUCAACCACAUAAAAACAGCUGGUUUCG
Messenger RNA from Closterium sp. NIES-67, 1795 nucleotides. The record is from the annotation of a GenBank genome assembly. Lineage: Eukaryota; Viridiplantae; Streptophyta; Zygnematophyceae; Desmidiales; Closteriaceae.